UUCAAAGGCUCAGAGGUUUGGAGAGAAAGCGGAAGGGAGUCGCGAAGAGCAGCUGGCGGCGGGAUGGAGGCGGCAGCUGAGCCCGGGAAUCUGGCUGGAGUGCGAAAUAUCAUCCUUGUCCUCUCUGGAAAGGGGGGCGUUGGGAAAAGUACCAUCUCCACGGAGUUGGCCCUGGCGCUGCGCCACCAGGGCAAGAAGGUGGGGAUCCUAGAUGUAGACCUGUGCGGGCCCAGCAUCCCACGCAUGCUCCGUGCACAAGGCAAGGCAGUGCACCAGUGUGACCAAGGCUGGGUGCCUGUCUUUGUGGAUCAGGAGCAGAGCAUCUCCCUCAUGUCUGUGGGCUUCCUGCUGGAGAACCCUAACGAGGCCGUGGUGUGGAGAGGUCCCAAGAAACAUGCGCUGAUAAAGCAGUUCGUGUCUGACGUGGCCUGGGGAGAGCUGGACUAUCUGGUUGUGGACACGCCACCAGGGACUUCUGAUGAGCACAUGGCCACCGUGGAAGCCCUGCGCCCCUACAGGCCCCUGGGGGCUCUUGUGGUCACCACACCACAGGCAGUGUCUGUUGGGGAUGUGAGGCGGGAGCUGACUUUCUGUAGGAAGACUGGGCUGCAGGUCAUAGGGGUCGUGGAGAACAUGAGCGGCUUCGUCUGCCCACACUGCGCUGACUGCACCAACGUCUUCUCCAGGGGUGGAGGGGAGGAGCUGGCCCAGCUGGCUGGAGUCCCCUUUUUAGGCUCGGUUCCCCUGGACCCCCAGCUCACCAGGAGCCUGGAGGAGGGCCGUGACUUCAUCCAGGAGUUCCCCAAGAGCACUGCCUAUGCCGCACUCACUUCCAUCGCCCAGAAAGUUCUGCACAGGAUGCCUGCUCUGCACUCCUGACAGCCUCCCAGCCUCUCUGUCCACAGCCUACAGGAGCUCUGGGAGCUGGUGUCCUCAGGACUGGCCUGAGCAAUGGCUGGUCUGUGCGAUGACCUCCGUGCAGACAUCUCCCUGCAGGCCCCAGUGUUCGGGGCAGAGUUUUCUUUACCAUCAGCGGCCUUGCCAGACUAGUUUGUAGCUGAGGGGACGAUUUGGGUCCUAGUUUCUUGAGAUGGUCGCAGCCUUAACCUCCACCCUAUGGGCUUUGUCCAGCCCUAGUUCCCUCCGCCCCAGAUCCACCAGAUCCACAGGCUGCUCAGACAGCACACUAUACACGAGCUGGCCAGUACAUUCUCCUCCUGAGGGACCCUGAGUGCCCACAAGGACUGUGCUGUGGAGCCUUCCGUGAUGCACUGUGUGGUUUACUUGGUAACUUACGGGAGUCUGCCAUUAAACUAUCUCCCUACCUUGUGGAGAACCCAGCA
Messenger RNA from Microtus oregoni (creeping vole), 1343 nucleotides. It is a transcript of the gene Nubp2, whose product is annotated as nucleotide binding protein 2. Lineage: Eukaryota; Metazoa; Chordata; Mammalia; Rodentia; Cricetidae. Gene Ontology annotation, molecular function: ATP binding; 4 iron, 4 sulfur cluster binding; ATP-dependent FeS chaperone activity. Gene Ontology annotation, cellular component: cytosol. The record is from RefSeq and is a predicted model, not a curated record. The transcript is spliced from 7 exons. Bases 64 to 879 code for a protein of 271 amino acids. Gene Ontology annotation, biological process: iron-sulfur cluster assembly.